Messenger RNA from Camarhynchus parvulus, 5582 nucleotides. It is a transcript of the gene TCP11L2, whose product is annotated as t-complex 11 like 2. The record is from RefSeq and is a predicted model, not a curated record. The transcript has 11 exons. NCBI's taxonomy places the organism in Eukaryota, Metazoa, Chordata, Aves, Passeriformes, Thraupidae. Gene Ontology annotation, biological process: signal transduction. Bases 1398 to 3152 code for a protein of 584 amino acids.
CUGGGGACAGCAGGGCAGGGCUGCUCCGGCCGGCGGAGCUGACACGCGGCGGGGUGUCCGGGCACGCUGGGCGGGCGAUGAGUCGCGGGGUGAGUCCGGGACAGUGCUGGCUCGGGGCUGCCACCCUCCUGUGCGGCGUGGGUGGCAGGGAGGUAGUGGACUGGCCCGUCGCUCUGCUGCCCCGGUGGGGAACCCGCUGCAGCAGGUGGGUUUCGCAGUUCCUGCGCUGGGUCCGUAGUUCUCUCCUUGCCCCAUGUCUCCUGGGCUUUCGCCAUCCCUUAAUGUCCGCCGGGACGAUCCGCCCCGACGGCCGCCGCAGGGUCUCCCCGUGCAGCCCUGGUCACCAGGGCAGGGGCACCUCGAGACCUCCCCGGGCCAUGGGGGCUGGGGCGCUUAGGGGUGGGUGCCCGGGUUCGCCUUCUCUGGGGCUGACAGGGAGUGUUCUCUCCUUGCUUCUCCCCCGUACUCCCUCCCCCCGGACCUGUCCUUGGAAACGCUAUUUGUUUUGGUCGGAGGGUGCCAAACUCCUGCCUUUGCUAAGUGUUAAAAACAUGGGGCCGGGGGAGGAGACAGGCAGAGUAACAGAUGGAGGAAGAGGAGGAGCCGCCGGCUUCCCUCGGUGUGGCUCCCCCCGCGGGGGAGGGCAGCAGGCAGGGCGGCCCCUGGUCCCGUCCCCGACCUGUCCGGGCGGAGGUCACUCCCGCGGGCAACGCUCGGGGCACUCGGCCGCAGUUCAGUCUCGCCAAUACAGUUUUUUGAGCCUUCACGGAGAGACGUAUCUCUUCCAAGAGCUGUGAAACUAGAAAAAGCUAAAGGGGAGAAAUGUCGGCUGUAAACUCUGAAAAAUGAGGCGGGAGGAAAUGCAAGUAACUCCUAACAAAGGCUCUUUUCUGUUCUUGUGUGGUGAGUGCUGACAGAGGUGGAGUCAGUGAAAGGGAAACUCUAGACCAAAUGAGAUUCAGUCGGUGCCAGCUUGAAGAUAGUAAGAAUGUGAACCCAGCAGAAUAAACAAAGUUAAGACUUUCAUAGUGGUAAAACUGGACAGAGCACUCAUAAGUCUCUGUGUCCUUGCACACUUCCUUUGAACAAAGCAGGACUGUGGAAAACCUUUGCUUGAAGAUGGUAUCUGAAGAAAAUACCCAACUGUGAAAUUGUCUUCCUCCCUCCUCCCCCCAGGUGCUUCGUAAAAUAACUUCUAAAGCAAAGCUACAGAAGUAAAAACAGUAGACACACCGUGAAUUGCUCACAGUCCGCAAGCAAUUUGCAAGACUUUGGGCCACUACACUGCGAACAACAUUAAUCAAAUCUUUUGAUGGACCACAUCCUGCAACAUUAAUCUUUUGGAGGUCUUGUUUACUGUGUUAACAAGGUAAAGGGAUUCAGAAUGCCUCUCAGUGAUGACCAGAACAGUGACUCAGAUUCUUCACGGCUCUCAGAAAGCACAGUUUCUUCCAGUGACACAGAAUAUUCCAGGCAGAGCUUUAACAGUGAUUCUUCAAGCAAACCCAGCUCCCCAGCGUGUAAGCCUGUUUCAGCCUCACCUGCAUUGUGCAUGGACCAAUAAGGCUAACUUACCUUGUUUCUCUUUGCUGUCAUGGGUAGAACCUGGGAUUCUGAAUCUGUUUAAGAGUAUUAACAGAGAGGCAUGGCUUUCUCUUUGCUGUGAAGCAGUGCAUCUCCUGUGUAUGGAACACCAGCAGCAACUGUAUCCAUGGGGGUCUCCCUGUGCUCUCCUUCCCUUCAGAAAGUCAGCUAGCCCUCCCAAGGUCAUCACAUUUGAUGAACUGAUGGCAGCUACAAGAAAUCUGUCAAACUGGACUCUAGCUCAUGAAAUUGCUGUAAAUGCAAAUUUUUGCAUAAAACAUGAAGACUACCCACAAAACAGCUUUGCAGGCACAGUGAAACAAAUUGUACACAAGGCAUUUUGGGAUCAUUUGGAAUCAGAACUGAGUGAAGAUCCUCCAGAAUACAAACAUGCUAUCAAGCUCUUUGAGGAAAUUAAGGAGAUUCUUCUUUCUUUCCUGACUCCUGGAGCAAACAGGAUUCACAAUCAAAUUUGUGAAGUUCUUGACACGGAUCUUAUAAGACAGCAGGCAGAGCACAAUGCUGUUGAUAUUCCUGGGCUAGCUAACUAUGUCAUCAACACUAUGGGAAAGUUAUGUGCUCCAAUAAGAGACAAUGACAUAAAACAGUUAAAAGCAACUGACAAUAUCGUAGAGUUACUGAGACAAAUAUUCCAUGUUUUGGACCUGAUGAAAGUGGACAUGGCAAAUUACACAAUUAAAAGCCUUAGACCAUACCUCUGGCAUAACUUGGUGGACUAUGAAAGAACAAAAUUCCAGGAAAUUCUUGAAGAAACACCAAGUGCCCUGAAUCUCACAACAGAAUGGAUAAAGGAAUCAAUAGAAGAUGAAUUGUCAUCUAUUUCUGAUGAGUCUUCAUCAUGCCCUGGUGCUGAUAGUAGUUCAAAACCAAUUAUUAGUCCUACACUGGUGCUAAACAAUGGCUACUUGAAACUGUUACAGUGGGAUUAUUGCAAAACAAUUCCAGAGACUCUAAUAACAGAUGAAGUUCGUCUUCAGGAGUUGAGAGAAAAGCUCAAUCAAUUAAAAGUCAUAGCUUGUGUUUCUCUCAUAACAAACAACAUGGUGGGUGCAGUAAUUGUAGAUGUGCCUGAUUUCACUGAUCAGCUGAAAAGGAUCUCCCUUCCUCUUCUUGAAGGCAUGAAUAAGAAAAGUUUUGACUUGAAGGAGGCUCUGAAUGCUAUUGGCGUCCAGAUUUGCAGCAUAGUGAACAAGUCUCUAAGUGAAAGAGGUCUUCCCACUCUUAGUGAAGAAAUGCAGAGUAAUUUAAUGGGUCAAAUCGCUCAUAUUGUUGAGAAGAAUAAUCCUAUCUGUUCCUUGAUUGACAAACGAAUCCAGCUCUUCAUGAGAAGCUUGCUUGCUCUUCCGAGUUUUCAGAAGUGUAUGCCUACUAUGCCAGGAGGCCUUUCUGUGAUUCAGACAGAGAUAGAGUUUCUGGGAUCUCAGUAUGCAAGCAUUGUAAACUUCAAUAAAAAAGUGUAUGGACCAUUCUAUGCAAACAUACUUAGAAAACUGCUUUUUCCUGAGGCAGCAAUGGAGAAAACAGAAGCAGAAACAUCUAGCAAUUAAAAAAUGUACCCUUUUUUUUAAUCUUCCAAGACAGUGGGGAAGUCACAUUUUUAAGAACAGCCUACUCCAGUGACUGUUGAUGGGGAAAGAUCUUGUAAAAUGUAUACAGAUAGUAUCUGAAAUUCACUGUAAAGAAGUUAAUGUCAAGGUCAUAUAUGUAUUUUAAUAGAAAAAUAUUUGUUUAAUGGAUUGUCACUUGUAAUAGCCAGUGAAUUAUUAAUUUCCAUAGCAAGUAUUUAUUAUGACUUGCAGUGGGAAAGAGCUAGCAAUGUACUUACUGUUUUGCCACCAUCAAAACAAUGUUAUUUUUCAACUCAAUAUAUUUACAUAUAGCAAUGCAUAUUAGGAAAUGAGAAAACAACUGUAGAUAAAAUGUACUAUGCUUACAUUGUAUUUUUGUAGAGUAACAUCUCAGACAACAAUUGUGUUUCUGAGAAUACUCCGAAGAAGAAAGUAUAGCAUAACUGCUUUAGUAACCAAACCCAGGUUCAUACCAGGCCAAGUUCAGGUACUCCUGCAAUUACUGGACCCAGAACUUUGCCUCUGUUACAUUAAGGAAUGCCAGUGUUAGAAGCUGUUUGCAGGAUAGCAGUUACAGAAGCAGCAUUCACAACUUCAAUUAUGAAUGAUUCAGAAUGUCUCAACUCUGAGAUUAACGAUAAACACCUGAGAAACAUGACGUUGGGGGUGGAGUAAAUUUCUGUAUAUAAUUGUGUUUAUAAGCAUUUUGUUUAUUCUGUGGAGGUCAUACAGAACUUUUAAGAUGUGUAUGUAUUGAUCUUUGUUUGUAAUGGAUGGGUAUUGAGUAUUUUUAAGUUGGGUCUUUCUAAUCUUUAUUCCCAAAAGCAUUUAACCCUGACCUCACAGUGUACCACAGAAGAACUGCCCCUUCCAUGCCCUUAUCCAACAGAAUGUAAAUUUUUCACAAGAUAUUCUUAGAUCUGAAAGCAAGAACCUGAGUAAUUAGUAAUUUUUGAAAAUAUUAUAAUAUUCACUUUUUUAUGGAGUGUGUGAGAAAUGCUCCCGUUUUCCUCAAAUUUCUUUGGACUGGGCCCCAAUACUUAGAUUUAAGAAUACUUACAUUUAAGGCAUUGGGAAUCUUGCAUACAGAAAAUGAAUAAGAUUGAAAUAGAGAAAUGUGGAAGUGAACUACUUUAAGUUUACAUAGGCUUUAUCUUGCAUAUUUCAGAUUACUGGGAUUAGAUAGUGCUGGGAUACAUAUUAUAGACAUGGUCUUGUCUAUGAAAUUGAAUAAUUUACUUGAAAAUUAUAUUUUAAUAUAUUACCAUAUAAUACUCCUUUUAAGAUGUCAUAUAUAGAAAACCUUGGUGUGGUACAAGUUAGAGCUUGUUUUUAAUAUUUUAUAUUACAGUCUAUUUUUUAUGAAGAGACAAAAAUAACCCGUAAAAGUGUAAUGUGUCACGCAAAUUGUUUAUGUACAUUACUGUGUCUAUCAUAAAGGUCUAAAAAACCUGGGCAUUAUUAGCACUGUGGUUUUGUAGUCCAUUUCUACAGGAAUGUGUACCCUUUAUAGCAAAGGAAAUUACUUCUAUUCAGUUGUUCUUCAGUGUCCAAGGACUUUGGUCACAUGUAAAUGUUAAAGAAAACUUUCUUCGAAAUGCCUUUUUUAGAGAAUUUCUCUAGUGCACUUCUAUCCUCUGUGAAAACAUUGCACAAAGAUGAAUACAUGUUUUAAAGGGAACUGUUUCCUGGAAAACCUAGGAGAAAGGAACUCUUAGACUAUCAUAACUGUGCCACUAAGUAAGCCAGGCUUGCUCAGAUGAAUAUGAAAUUUUGGUAGGCAAUCCAAAAUCAUUAAGAGAAGAAUGAAUUUAAAAAACAGCUAGAGGGAAUGAAUCUUAGUGAUUUGCUACAAUCUUAGAAAUACCUGCAUGAUUUUGAGCUUCAGCCAAAAGAGGAUUUUAUGAACAUUUGAAGGUGAUUGCUAAUAUGAUUAUGAACUUUUAAUUGUAAUAUUUUAUAUCCAUUCUAUUGUACAAAUGGAUAUCAAACUUCAGCUCUUUAAUGAGCUGGGAAAACUGUCAUACUAGUUUUUACCAGUAAAUACUCAAAGCAUAGCAUUUAUUUGGGGGGGUUGGGGGUUGGUGAUUAAGGUGACUUGCAAAGGGCAUUUUAUAGCAUGGCCUGUGCUUCAAGUGAUAGUUUAAUGUGUUUUAAUUUAAUGUUUCAAACAGGGAUAUUGCAGCUGUUUAAUGUCAUGUGUUGCAUGCUGUUUAUGCUACUGUGGCUGAAAUGCACUUGACUCUACUCAGUUGUCCUUGUGAAACAAGAUGCCAUUCUGUAGCAGCUUUGUUUAAAACCAAGUGUUUGAGGGUUUGUAUGCAUAAAUUUUGUUUGUGAUAACAGCAGUGGUGUUAUCACUUACACCACUGUCAUUUACACAAACGUUAUUAAAUGCAACAGAUUGUU